GCACCAGCAAAGAGUGUGUAGCUCUCGCUGUUCAAUCAAGUCUUCCACUCGGGACAAACUUAUCCAACACCUGACUCUUUUAAAUGGAUGCUAGAUGCAUAUAAACCACACCACACGGACCUGCAAAUACUGCAAAUACCAGAGUUACAUGUCCGGACCCAGCACACAUACCCAGCCUUGUAGUAAGCUGCACUAUCAAGGACAUUCCUCAAGCCUCCAGGGUCACAUCUGCAGUUUUGUUAUCAGGCACUUCUUGCAGCUGCACAAGCUUCUGUUUCCACUUCAAAACACACCACUCAAGAGGUCUUUGGACACUUCAUUAGACAGAAUUGUUCCCAUGAUGGAACUUCAAAGGAAGGAAAUGGACUUUUGUGUUAUCAUGACCCGGUUUAGAUCCAUCUGAUCAUCUGUGAGUACAACCCGCUGCCUGCAGACACGAUGGCCACCGAAGAAAAUCAAACCCCAGUUGGGACCGUUGUCCUGGAUAAGCGUUCAACACCUCCGUCCGGCAGGGAGACCAGACAGUCAAAUGACGGCCGGGAAGUCGGUCAGCACCUGGACCAAUCGUGGGUGCCAAAGCAGCGCAGCAGCCCCGCUUGCCUUUACUACAGGAAGUUGUUGUGUGACUGUGAGAAAGACGACAUUUUGGACAAGAAAUAUUUUAAGGAGAAGCUCUUGGUUGGCAAAAGAAUAGAAGGACUAACGUCAAAGCUUGGUUCAGGACGAUCUUUGUGCCAGCUGGACUUUGGUGGCGAGGGUGGUUUUACCCAGCGUGACAACCCAGGAAAUUGUUGCCACAGUCCCACUUCCAACCUCAGCUCCAGCUCCAGCCCCGUUGACAGUCCGUCGCUCAGUGUCAGCAUCUUUUGGCCCAACCGGCGGCACGUCCGUCGCUCCAGCCUGCCUGUGUCAACGCUGGAGUUCCGUAAGACAACGCUAUCCUGCUGCAGUCCCUCCAGUGAACCCAACUCACUGGUGUCCUCUCCCUGUAGCUCCCCCCUGCUACCUGUUCGCCGGCAGCGACGCCACAACGGACACAUUCGCAGGCACCACGUCAAAAACGAACAUGAGAGCUUAGAGGGUCUGGACAGCAGGCGGAAUAGAAGCUCUUUGGAGACGUUCUUCCUGCGACGGGCGUCGCUUGAAUCCAUGCAGGACGAGCGGAUGUCAUUGGAUGGUAGGGACAGGAGCUGCAGUGGCGGCAGCAGCAGUAAUAGUAGCGAUGGGGAGGCCGAAGAGGAUAACUCAGAGUUCGUUAGGAACCGCAAGGAUCGUUCCACCGUCCUGGUGAGGCGGUUCUUUAAGAACAAUCAGAAGAUGACCAAGUCGGUUUGCACUGGAACCAGAGCAAUCGUCAAGACACUGCCCACAGGACGCAUCUCCGAGGAGGCCUGGGAGGAGGUAGUUUGCCGCUUGACAUGGCGACCAAGCAAGAGGGAUAUUCGCCAAAUCGUAAUGCGCAACGUGGGGGAACGCCCUAGAAUCUGCAGGACAAUGUUGCACUUUGUCUGGGCCAAGAUACACAAGGUAGCCAACAAUGUUCAGGAUGCAGUCCAACUUAACCUGACUCAUCCCGCCAAAAAGCUGCUGCUGCUUCUGUGUCGGCCCGCAUGCAUCAGCAAUUUUCAACAUUCCUGCUGGCCGCUGCACCCCAUCAGCAGUCGUCCACCAGGACCGGAUCAGAGGACCCUUCCUGAUCACAGCCAGGGAUUUUAUCCACCCAGGUUUUAUCUGGCGUCUGAUCAUCGGACGUCUGUGUGCUCUCUGCUGACCGGAGCCCUUCUGGACGCCACGACCGCGCUCGGGGCUCGCUCCGGCCUGCCCUGCCCAUUUGGCCAGUCCCUCAACAUGCUGAAAGAGCGACAGCUGGCCAACAGCAUGGCCACCAGCAACAGCAACAGCAGCACUCUUCCUCCUGGCCUGAGCGGGAUCAGCAAAGAGCUGGCCGAGCUGCGGCACCUCGUGCAGUUCCCCGAGGAGAUCGCCUGCAUCCUCACUGAGCAGGAGCAGCAGCUUUACCAACGAGUAUUUCCCCUGGACUACCUCUGCUUUCUGACUCGAGACCUGGGCAGCCCUGAGAGUCAAACUAGGCGGCACCCGAACCUCAAGGCCUCCCUGUCUGCGCCCAACAUGCCCACCCAUACCUCCCAGCACAGUAACGCUGUGGAGGACCUCGUGGCACGUUUUAAUGAGGUGAGUUCAUGGGUGACAUGGCUAGUCCUGACUGCUAGUUCUAUGGAAGAGAAGAGGGAAGUGUUCUCUUAUCUGGUCCAUGUGGCUAAGUGCUGUUGGAACAUGGGGAACUACAACGGUGUCAUGGAGUUCCUGGCAGGACUCAGAUCUCGCAAAGUGCUGAAGAUGUGGCAGUUCAUGGACCAGUCCGACAUCGAAACCAUGAGAAGCCUGAAGGAUGCAAUGGCACAGCACGAGUCUUCCUCGGAGUACAAGAAGGUCGUAACCAGAGCGCUCAAUAUCCCAGGAUGCAAAGUGGUACCUUUCUGUGGGGUGUUCCUGAAGGAGCUGAGUGAUGCAUUAGAUGGCACCGCAAGCAUCAUCAGCCUCAAACCACCUGUGGAUAACACAGAAGACACAAUAGAGUUUGUGUCCGACUACAGCGGACAGCACAACUUUUUGUCUCGUGCUGGCCCAGACGGUCUUCACGUGCCAGAGAAAGAAACCACAGUCAACAACAUCCUGCAGAUUAUCAGAUCAUGCAAUCGCAGUUUGGAGGCGGAGGAUCCUGAUGAAGCCUCCACCUGCCCUCAGUCUUCUUGUGGGCUGGCUCCGACAUCCAGAAACAACUCCCUCAGGGACCGCUGCCGCUAUCACUCCCAAUCAUUUAGGAUGUCCCAAGAAUCCAAAAAUGUCUCGUUCAUAGUGGGGGAUCUGUCAGACUCUGAAGGCGACCUCUCAUCGGAGCCUGCAGCUAACGAGAUGGAGUUUCAAGGGACAGAGGAGACACACAGAGCCUUUUGCCACGGCACUGAGCUCAUUCCCUGGUAUGUGUUGUCGCUACAACCAGAUGUUCACCAGUUCCUGCUGCAAGGAGCAACAGUCAUCCACUAUGACCAGGAAGGCCACCUGACCGCCCGUUGUCUGCUGAGACUCCAGCCUGACAACACCACGCUCACUUGGGGUAAGCCUCAGAGUGGCGGGAUCUCCCCCAUGGAGCAACCGCUUGGACUGGGUCAGGCUGUGGUAGCAGGACUGGCUGAAGGCCUGCUAGACCUCGCUGUGGUGAAGGCCGUGUUCCUGGGUCACCAGGGAGUGGACGUCCAUGCCGUGUGCUUGCAGAACAAACUGAGCCAGAUGACGGUGGAGGAGAACGCCCUCAGCCUCCUCUAUGGACUCAAUACCACUGACAACAGAUUGCUGCACUUUGUAGCCCCCAACCACACCACACAAAUACUGUACAAGGGUCUGUCAGAGUUGGUGAAUGCCACCAGGAAGCUGAAGAAGUUUCCGGAUCAAAGGCUGCAGUGGCUCAGGAGACAAUAUGUCAGUCUGUAUCAGGAGGAGGGUCGAUAUGAGGGGCCGACGCUAGCUCAGGCUAUUGAGCUCUUUGGUGGGCGAAGGUGGAACAUGGGAGCAAGUGGAGGUGAAAAAUCUGCAGCCCCCAAAAACAGUCCUCUGGGCAUCAAUGACAAGGCCAAAAAGAAGAAGAAGGCUCUUGUCAGGGGGGACAGUGGGGAUGCCACUGAUGAUGAGAUGGUGUCCAGGAAAACACGCAGCUGUAAAGAGGGACUGUAUCGGAACGGACCAGAGUCAGACAGCAUAGACCAAGAAGAUCCAGACGACAGCUUCCCAGGGCCGUUCUCCCUGUCCUCUAAAGGAAGUCCAGGACUGCUGGCCUCUUCCUCUUCUUCCUCCUCAUCCUCCAGCAUGGCAAGCUCCUACCAGUCCCAUCCACAAUCCUCUCCAGUUCUCUCAGGGACUUCCAAGGCACAGCCAGGGGCGUGGAGCAGCAGGUCGUGGCAUGGUCGUGGCAAAGGAUGUUUCAAAGGCUUCCAGAACCUCAUGAUCUCUGACAGCACCAUGAGCUUCAUCGAGUUUGUGGAGCUCUUCAAGUCAUUCAGUAUUCGGAGCAGGAAGGACCUGAAGGAGCUUUUCGACACAUACGCCGUCCCCUGCAGUCGAUCUACUCCUGAGUCGGCUCCUCUCUACACCAGGCUGAAGAUCGAUGAUAGAGACGUGGGGUUACAACCAGACCUUGACCUUCUAACUCGCAAUGGCUCCGACUUGGAUCUCUUCAUCCGCACAAGACAGCAGAUGUCCAACAACCAGAAGCAGAUCUCAGAUGCCAUCGCUGCCGCCAGCAUCGUGACCAACGGGACGGGCGUGGAGAGCGCAUCGCUGGGUGUGCUGGGAUUGGCCAUUCCUCAGCUCAACGACUUCCUGGUCAACUGCCAAAGGGAGCACCUGAGCUACGAUGAGAUUCUCAGCAUUAUACAGACGUUUGAGCCUUCAUCAAACAUGAGGCAGAAUGGGUGGAUGUCCUUCGAAGGCUUUGCAAGGUACCUCAUGGACAAAGAGAACUUUGCCUCUCGUAACGAGGAAUCUCUGAUAAACCCAGAGGAGCUCCAGUACCCCCUGUCCUACUACUACAUUGAAUCUUCUCACAAUACUUACCUGACUGGACACCAGCUCAAAGGAGAGUCCUCUGUGGAGCUUUACAGUCAGGUGCUGCUGCAAGGAUGUAGGAGUGUGGAACUGGACUGUUGGGAUGGAGAUGACGGCAUGCCCGUCAUCUAUCAUGGACACACUCUCACCACCAAAAUACCUUUCAAGGAUGUGGUGGAAGCCAUUAACCGGUCUGCAUUCGUCAACUCCGACAUGCCGGUCAUCCUGUCCAUAGAAAACCACUGCUCAUUGCCGCAGCAACGCAAGAUGGCCGACAUAUUUAAGACGGUAUUUGGGGAACGCCUUGUGACACGCUUCCUCUUUGAGAGCGACUUCAGCGACGACCCUCACCUGCCAUCGCCGAUGCAGCUACGUGGGAGAAUCCUGCUGAAAAACAAGAAGCUGAAAGCCCACCAGGCACCGGUAGACAUUCUCAAGCAGAAGGCUCACCAGCUGGCCCACCUGCAGGCCCAGGCCAGCAGCGGGUCACCAGGGGGUGCCUCGCCUGGAAGCCACGCGAAUGAAGAAGAUGACGAGGACGAAGACGAGUACGACUAUGACUAUGAGUCUCUAUCAGAUGCUGAUGUCCUCAAUGCCUCUACCGCCUCCUAUGGGCUGGAAGAUAACCUGUUGGAGGACAGGCCGGAAGGAAAAAACUCCACCGACAAAGAGGAGCAGCCCGCGGAGGAAGCGCCCAAGCUGAAGAUAAAGAAGGCCGACAGCAGCACUCAGCAGAGCAAAGGAAAGGUGUUCGACAUGGAGCUGGGUGAGGAGUUCUACCUCCCUCACAACAAGAAGGAGAGCCGUCAGAUUGCACAGGAGCUGUCUGACCUUGUCAUCUACUGCCAGGCUAUUAAGUUCCCGGGCUUGUCCACACUGUCUCCAGCCGGCUCCGGCAGAGGGAAGGACCGCGGCAAGUCCAGGAAGUCCAUAUUUGGCACAGCCCCCGCUCGCUGCGCCACAACAGGGGAGGUCUCCACGCAGAACCGCACCCCUGGGAGAGGUGGCGGCGAGCGUCUGAGCUGGGAGGAGCAUCAUCAGCAGACAUCAGCGACGGCAGGGGCGCUCAACCCGCCGACAUCCCUUAGUGCCAUCAUCCGCACGCCAAAGUGCUACCACAUCUCGUCAGUGAACGAGAAUGCGGCCAAGCGUCUGUGCCGACGCUACUCGCUGAAGCUCAUUCAGCACACGGCCAGCCAGCUGCUUAGGACGUACCCGGCCGCCACCCGCAUCGACUCCACCAACCCCAACCCGCUCCUCUUCUGGCUGCACGGCAUCCAGCUGGUGGCGCUCAACUACCAGACGGAUGACCUGUCCAUGCACUUGAACGCAGCACUGUUUGAGGACAAUGGCGGCUGCGGUUAUGUCCUCAAGCCAGCCGUGCUGUGGGACCGCAGCUGUCCUCUCUACCAGCAGUUCUGUCCCACGGAGAGAGAUGCGGACAGAAGCAGCCCAGCCGUUUAUUCCCUCACUAUCGUGUCGGGUCAGAACGUGUGUCCCGCCAACGGCUCGGGAAGUCCCUGCGUGGAAGUGGAUGUGCUGGGCAUGCCAGGCGACAGCUGCCAUUUCCGCACCAAGCCCAUCCAUCGCAACACGCUGAACCCCAUGUGGAGCGAGCGCUUCCACUUCAGUGUUCACUUCGAGGAGCUGUGCUUCCUGCGCUUCGCCGUGGUGGAGAAUAACAGUUCGCAGACCACUGCUCAAAGGACUCUGCCCCUUCGAGCCCUCAAGCCUGGUUACAGACACGUACAGUUAAGGACGCAGCAUAACGAGUCCAUGGAAGUGUCCAGCUUGUUCAUCUACAGCAGAAGAAUAGAAGAAAGCCCAGCAGGGGGCGCCACUCCUUCAUCCCAGUUGUUCAGCCCUGAGGAGAAGCAUGCAAGCCAACAUCACAAAGUAACAGUGCACAGAGCUCCUGGACCAGAACCUUUCACCGUCUUUUCCAUCGCAGAGCAAACCACCGCCAAACAACUACUAGAUGCAAUUGUACCAACAAAGGGGAACCAGUACUUCUUGUGCGAGGAGAAACUUCCCUUGGCCAAGGAGCGCGGAGACUCCAAGCGAUCUUCUCAGCGCCGCUCCCUAGCAGCUGAGGAGGCGUUGAUUAAAGUGGUCUCCAGCUGGGACACGGAAGAAGGAUACGUGGGGAAGAUUUGUCUCCAAACCAGAGAAGAGAAUUUAAAUGAGAAGAACACAGUGGCGGAGGGUGAGGAGGAGGUGGCAGUUGUCGAUGGAGGAGGAGGUGUAGAGGAGGACAUGUUCUUGGUCCAGGUUCAUGAAGUAUCUCCGGAGCAGCCUCACACGGUCAUCAAGGCUCCUCGCUACAGCUCAGCACAGGACAUCAUACAACAGACUCUAUCCAAGGCGAAGUACUCCUACAGCAUCCUGUCCAACCCCAACUCCAGCGACUACGUACUCAUAGAGGAAGUGACCAAGGACGUCCCUUCCAAAAAGUCGUCCGCCGCCAAGUCCGUGCAGCGUGUCCUUCUGGAUCACGAGUGUGUUUACCACGUUCAGAGUCGCUGGAGGGGGGCGGGAAAGUUCAUUCUCAAAUUGAAGGAGCAGGUGGUGCGCGAGGACAAGAAGAAGAUGAUGUCUUUCGCCAGCGAGCUGAAGAAGCUGACCAGCCGCAGUCGUAGCAUGACGACGGGCGUGGGCAUGGUGGACGGCGCUGCCCAGAGUAAGGAGGAGAGAGCUGCAUGCUGCCUGGCUCUCACUGAACUUCACGAGUGAGCCUCAGUGGUGUCUCUGCAUGACAAGAGAGUGCAACGCAGGGUACCUGUCGGCUGCCACAGGGUUGAAGGCGUGGAUGGCAGAGGGCAAAGUGGGGGCGGGACGUCUCCUGCACGUCUCCUCUUCCUCCGCUAGAGGGCAGCAUCGACCUAACAUCCCCGCGACCCCAGUCAGCCCUCUGACUUGGAAGUUUCACCUCCUCAGGAACUGGAAGAUCCACAAAUGACGAGAGUGGAGUUUGUCGUUGCUGUCGUUACACCUCUCUGGAUGGGUUCCUUCCCCUUUCUUGAUUGGCCACCCUUGUGGCGGCUGAGCUGGCGUGUGUAGCUCCGCCCCGGUCCAAGAUGUAGAUAAGAGACAUGCGACAAUAGAGCCGUUGAUACAGGGCGGUGCACGCGUGGAGGGACGGAUGAAGGCAAGAGAGACAAGCUGGCUUGUUGACUUCCUGUCUUGUGUGAGGAACAUUUAGGGCGGCAAAGGGAUAAUGUUUGAAAAGAAAAAGCACAUUGUGGCAUGUAAACAUAACACAAUUUGUAUGCCCUAAAAUGUCGCUUUUCCUUGAGCUGUCACUCUAGUAGACUAGCUGAGUAAUAGAAAUAUAGCUGAUAAUAAUAAGAAGAAAAAGAAAUAUGUCUAAAUGUUCAUUUUAAGGCUAAAUUCCUUGCGAGAAAUGCAGCCUGACGCUCUUCAAACUGCAUUUUGCACAUUUCUUUGUAUUUUUAUCAUGUUUUUUUUCUUGUCUUUCCUUUGAAGAGGCUUGAAUGUCAUUGGAUGAUCAAAACAUAUUAUAUUUCCGCAAACCGCACAAGAUUAUUAUUAGGUUAUUUCUGAUUUUUUCCUUAGCUUAAAUAAAGAUUUAGAGUGCAUGAGAAAGUUGAAAGGAAAACUUAGCUCUUUUUGACACCAUGGUAUUGGUAUACACUAUGGUUGUUAAGUGUACGGCACAACACAGCAGCAACAGAACCAAUGUUAUAAUAGUUGCUCAGCCAGCAUUCAUGCCACUGAUGACUAAACAAAGCGGCGAGUGUAACAGUUUCACACCAACAGCUGAGGAGCAACAUUUUAAAGUGCAUGCAGAGGCAGCUACUCCCAUCUUGCGGAGUUAAUCAAAUUUUAAAAAGUACAUCAGGAGGUUGCCUCAAGCUACAGCUGUGAAAGCCACUGUUAUUACGCCGCUCUGCAGUUAAUCGGAGCAUUUACUUCAUUUGAAAAAAAAAAGAUCAUUCUAUUUAUUUCUUUAGACUUCAGCCCACCUGAUUCCAAAAGUGAAAUUCGUAGAAAAUUCCUAAAAGAAUUGAUUGGAUUUGAAUGGAGUUGUAGCUGCUUUAGACGGCCGUGUACUGAUUAUGAUGAGCUUCUUAAUUAUUAGACUUUCACGAUGUGUUGCAUUUGAACAUUUUACAGAUUUCCAAGUUUAUUGAUAAUACUUUUGACAUUUAUAAGCAGGAUGGUGCACUACAGUAUAUCAUGAACACUAAAUAUGAACCUUAUGGAUGAAGUUUGACAUUAGCUCACAUUCCGUUUUCCAACAGGAGGUGCAUUCAGAUAAGCUUUAAUGAGAGAUGAACUGUUCUUUUGCGCAAAUAGGUUUUGUUUUCAAGGCUACAAGUAGACAACGAAGCUUUAAUUCAUGUUAAAAUGACCUUAUUGCUGUCGUUGUUGUCAUCCGAGGGUCAGAAUUGGAGCAUUCAAUCAGAUUAAACGCACAAAAUGUAAUGUCAAAGGUAACUACUACGUAUUACUAGUAAUACAAUGAGGACAUUGAAUUGACAGGAAGGGAUUAGCUCUUAAUUGUGGUGAUAUUUUCCCUUGAACGUGUUGUGAUCUUAAAAUGCUGAAGGUGCAUUUGGAUGUUAUUUAUUGGAACGUUUAAAGCCCCGGUUGGCGUCUUAACUGUUCUAUAUUUUAUUUCUUGUUUUUAAUUUAUUUCAGUAUAUGGCUGUAAUACUGUAUAUGUGUUGACAAAGGAGAUUAUUUACUUUCAGAGGAAAUAUGAAUUCUUGUGUAAAACCAUGCCUGUUAUUAGUUAUCACUUUAAAAAUUCCCAGACUAUUUGAAACAUUCAUUAUUAUAUCCACUGACACUUUUGUUUGCGCUGUCUUAUUACUUGAAUUUUUCAGCAGGCGGCGAAUAAUUGUGGAUGUGUUGCAUAGUGGAAUAAAAACACUAAAUAUGCAU
This is a messenger RNA of Dunckerocampus dactyliophorus (ringed pipefish), 9531 nucleotides long. RefSeq names its product phospholipase C, epsilon 1 (gene plce1). Lineage: Eukaryota; Metazoa; Chordata; Actinopteri; Syngnathiformes; Syngnathidae. The transcript is spliced from 46 exons. Gene Ontology annotation, biological process: lipid metabolic process; phosphatidylinositol-mediated signaling; small GTPase-mediated signal transduction. The record is from RefSeq and is a predicted model, not a curated record. Bases 439 to 7353 code for a protein of 2304 amino acids. Gene Ontology annotation, molecular function: phosphatidylinositol-4,5-bisphosphate phospholipase C activity; guanyl-nucleotide exchange factor activity.